UAUAGUCUACAUUCUUCUAACAAUAAAGUCCGUAGUCCGUUAAUUGUGUGAACUGGAUUACAUUUUUUACGCCUGCCUACAAUGCCACUACGUCGGACAAUAAUAAUCGCAUUAAAAAAGUAUAGAUUAAUAGCCUUAAUUCUCGUGAUAAUUACUCAUUCAAUUAAAAAUGCUAUGGCUGAAUUGAAAUUGCUGAAUGUGAUCUUCAGACAUGGAGAUCGAGCUCCCGACAACAAUGGAUUGGAACUUUACCCACGAGAUCCCUAUGUAAAUAACUCAUUUUGGCCUGAGGGAUUGGGUGGUCUUACAAAUUCAGGCAAAUUACGAGAGUACAACUUAGGCAAAUACCUUCGAAAAAGCUAUGGAUAUUUUUUGGGAGACGUUUACAUUCCUGCGGAAAUCAGAGCUCGCAGUACCGAUAUAGCUCGAACGAAAAUGAGCUUGCAACUCCUUCUCGCUGCUCUUUAUACUCCUGAGCGUCAGCAAAAAUGGAAAUUGGACUUGGAUUGGCAGCCAAUACCUAUUGAUACUGUUGCCAAAUUGGACGAUAUUCUCAUGAUUCCCGAAGAAUGUCCAAACUAUUUGAAAGUACGCGAACAAGUGGAAACGUCAUCGGAGUUCAAAGUGAAACUUCGUUCUUUCGAGAGUUUUAUGCGAAAUUUGUCAUCGAACACUGGAAAAAAUAUAUCACACUCGAAUGACAUGUACUUUUUGUAUCACACACUGAUGGCUGAACACUCUCUAGACCUACCUCUACCUAAAUGGACUAAAAACAUUUUUCCUUAUGGCAAAUUGUUAGAUGGCAUCAGUCUAGAAUAUAAAAUUUCCAACUAUAAUACCGAAAUGAAAAGAAUGAACGGCGGUAUGCUACUGCGAAAAUUCAUUGAUGAUAUGGUCACCUACAGCAAUGGUAAACUUGAUCGGAAUCGUAAGAUUUUCCUGUACAGUGGACAUGAAACUAACGUGGUAGCUGUACUUCAAGCCUUAGGCGUUUAUUAUCCUCAUGUUCCUGAAUAUACCAGUGCUGUUAUAAUCGAACUUCAUGAAGUAAACUCUAAAUAUUAUGUUAAGGUUAUUUAUUACAAAGGUAUAGCUAGGCCAAAUGAAAAUUUAUUCGAAGAAAUGUAUGUGACGGGCUGCAAUAAGAAUUGCUCUUUAGAUAGGUUUCAGAAUGUUUUAAAAAAUGUCACUGCUAUCGACAAUGAUAUCAAAAGUUGCGACAAGCGAUCUCUUCGAGGUAUUAUUCAAGAAAUGUCCAUUGCCCCGGGUAUUAUCAAACAAAUAGUCGAUGAGCUCGACAUUGAAGACAGUUUGCGUAAUAUGUUAUUGUAUUAG
Molecule: messenger RNA, 1335 nt
Organism: Phymastichus coffea
Lineage: Eukaryota; Metazoa; Arthropoda; Insecta; Hymenoptera; Eulophidae
Product: venom acid phosphatase Acph-1-like
Exons: 6
Coding region: 82-1335 (417 amino acids)
Biological process (GO): dephosphorylation
Molecular function (GO): phosphatase activity
Source: RefSeq, a predicted model, not a curated record